This is a messenger RNA of Parnassius apollo (apollo), 825 nucleotides long. NCBI's taxonomy places the organism in Eukaryota, Metazoa, Arthropoda, Insecta, Lepidoptera, Papilionidae. The record is from the annotation of a GenBank genome assembly.
AUGAGACGGCGCGGAGAAAAGAGACCUAUCCCCGCUGAGCUCAAGGAUGAGAAGUACUUUGAAAGGCGUCGCCGCAACAACCAGGCCGCGAAGAAGUCGAGAGACGCGCGAAGGAUCAGGGAGGACCAGAGUGAGGACUAUAAAAACAGGUUGAAAAGUGAAAGAGCAUGGGAUAUAAUUGCGAGGAACGUAAAUAAAACAAAAAAGGACGUUAAAACUAGGUGGCGACACUUAAGGGAUGUCUUUCUAAAAGAAUUGAAAAAAGUUCGUAAGCCUCGCUCUGGAGAUCCAGGAAGCCCAAAUGAACAAUAUUACUCAGGAAAGUGGACCUAUUACCAACAUAUGUUGUUUUUAAAGGAUGUUUCAAUGCGUCGACCAACCGAAGGUAAUAGUGUUCAUCAAGAAACUGGAAAUAAUGAUUAUGAUGCCAGCCUACCAUCCACUUCAAGAUCAGAGCAGAAUCUUCAGUUGCCUGAUGAAGAGAAUUCUACUGCAAUGUCUAAUAGAUCCGAGGCUUUUGUGUCUUCUGAUGACGAACCACUGUCUACCAGUGCGCGCAGUACAAUUACACAGAGCACGAGUGCUUUGUCAACUGAAGCUUUGGAUAGUGGAUUACAAACUGGAUCCCAAAAAAGAAAUAUCGCAUGGCGAGCCUGUUUCCUGGAGCAAGAAAACGCGUCGCUACGCGCUCAUGUCGCCGCUCUCCGCCAGGAGGCGCUCACGCUGCGUACACUGCUCGCCGGUAGCGCUCCCGACGCCGCGCACCAAUCCCACGACGCCCACAUCACCCACCACGUAGCACCAUCUUCCACCACCGCCGAUUGA